Messenger RNA from Myiozetetes cayanensis, 1674 nucleotides. Its product is annotated as collagen alpha-4(VI) chain-like. Bases 1 to 1674 code for a protein of 557 amino acids. NCBI's taxonomy places the organism in Eukaryota, Metazoa, Chordata, Aves, Passeriformes, Tyrannidae. The record is from RefSeq and is a predicted model, not a curated record. The transcript has 19 exons.
AUGAAAUCAUUACCAAAUACCAGCUGUAAUGCUCCAGUCAACAUUAGAUUCAAGUUCCAAGUAUUGGCACAGAACAAACAAUUCAUCUUUGACUCCGGUUUUGAAGACUAUAAUGAAGAGAUCAUACAAAAGUUCUUAGAUGCACAGGCCACUGUGGACACCUACCUGAAUACAGACUUCUUGCAGGCACUUGAGGAGAAGUUCUUCAAUGUGACCUCUGCUGAAGUUAAGGUUCUGUUAGUAUUUUCAGAUGGGUUGGAUGAUUCGCUGGAAGAUCUCAGGAAAGCAUCUGACUCGCUUCGCUUUAAAGAUGAUGCCAGAAAGGACACCUGGGUGUACAGAGGUUCCAGUUUCUGGAAUCCGUCUUCAACAGCUGAUGCGACUCAGGACAGCCCCCUCUCACUGAUGAGUACAGCACCAGAGGAUACUGUUGCAGAAAGGAAAUGCUGUAAGGUUAUUUGUAAAUGCCUUGGAGAAAAUGGUGAUCAUGGUGUCCGGGGAAGUCCAGGAAGGAAGGGGGCCAGAGGCUACAGAGGAAAUCAGGGUGAAUAUGGUGAGAGUGGAUUUGAUGGCACUGAUGGAGAGCAGGGCAGAAAAGGCCUCAUAGGAGAACCAGGUGAACGAGGAGAAUCUGGUCUAAGAGGAGAUCAUGGAGAUCCUGGGGCUAGCAAUAAUGUUACUGGUCCUAAGGGUGAAAAAGGAAGCCUAGCACCGCAGGGAGAUCCAGGCCCACAUGGACUCCAAGGAGAGCAGGGUGAUGCUGGCCCUCAUGGUGCAGCAGGUCGAAGAGGCCCUCCAGGUAUAAAGGGUGAGCAAGGAGAUCUGGGAGAAGCAGGUUACCCAGGAGAGACUGGUCUUCCAGGCCCACAGGGUAGUCUGGGGCCCCCAGGUUCACCUGGCUCUGUUGGAAAGUUAGGUGCAAGAGGAGCAAAGGGUGAACCUGGUGACCCUGGAGAGAAGGGCCCAGUUGGACCACCUGGACAGAGAGGCAUCCCUGGUGUGGAUGGAAGAGAUGCCUAUGGUCCUGAAGGAAGCAAAGGAGCAAAGGGAGAAUCUGGGUUCAUAGGAUAUCCUGGUCCAGAGGGUGCCAAGGGACCAGUGGGCACCAUUUUAAUGGAACCUUGUGAACUCGUGAAUUUUACAAGAAGAAACUGCCCUUGCUCAUCAGGUAAGUCCACAUGUCCAGCUUACCCAACUGAGGUGGUGUUUGCCUUCGAUAUGUCUGACGGUGUUACACCAGUUGCAUUUGAAAGAAUGAGGAACAUUGUCACACUGUUGCUGAAGACCAUUAAGAUCAGUGAAAGCAAUUGCCCAACAGGCGCUCGUGUCUCUGUUGUUUCUUUCAACACCAAUAUGCGCUAUCUCAUCCGAUUCUCGGAAUUCCAGAAAAGCAGCUUGCUGCAACAAGCAGUCCAGAGGAUACCUCUGGAGAGAUCCACUGGAAAGCGAAAUAUUGGGGCAGCCAUGAGAUUUGUUGCGAGAAAUGUCUUCAAACGUGUUCGUCAGGGCAUCCUCACAAGAAAAGUAGCCCUAUUUUUUGCCAAUGGUCCAUCUCAGGAUGAUGUUGCCAUCAACACAGCUGUGCUUGAGUUGAGUGCCUUGGAUAUCACUCCAGUGGUUAUUGCCUUCAGUGAAGUGCCAAAUGUCAGACGUGCCUUCUCGGUAAGUAGUUAG